This is a messenger RNA of Castor canadensis (American beaver), 2223 nucleotides long. The record is from RefSeq and is a predicted model, not a curated record. NCBI's taxonomy places the organism in Eukaryota, Metazoa, Chordata, Mammalia, Rodentia, Castoridae.
AUGGACAUCCUGCACCGUACUGAGUAUAAAGGCUGGGCCCUUUCUUUCUUGGGUGGGUGUCUGAGCUGUGUGUUUUGCUCACCUGUGCCCACAGGCUUGGGCCAGCUGCUGGUCUGGGAGUGGCAGAGUGAGUCCUACGUGCUGAAGCAGCAGGGUCACUUCAACAGCAUGGUGUCACUGGCCUAUUCUCCUGAUGGGCAGUACAUUGUCACUGGAGGGGACGACGGCAAGGUCAAGGUGUGGAACACGCUCAGUGGCUUCUGCUUCAUCACUUUCACAGAGCACUCCAGUGGUGUCACUGGCGUGACAUUUACUGCCACUGGCCAUGUCAUCGUGACCUCAUCCAUGGAUGGCACUGUGCGAGCCUUUGACCUUCACAGGUACCGAAACUUUCGCACCUUCACAUCUCCCCGCCCCACCCAGUUCUCCUGCGUGGCUGUUGACUCAAGCGGGGAGAUUGUCUCUGCAGGAGCCCAGGACUCCUUCGAGAUCUUUGUGUGGUCCAUGCAGACAGGCAGGCUCCUUGAUGUUUUGUCUGGCCAUGAGGGACCUAUUAGUGGUUUGUGUUUUAACCCAAUGAAGUCCAUACUGGCCAGUGCCUCCUGGGACAAGACGGUGCGCUUGUGGGACAUGUUCGACAGCUGGCGAACCAAAGAGACGCUGGCCUUGACCUCUGAUGCUCUGGCUGUGACUUUUCGGCCUGAUGGUGCAGAGUUGGCUGUGGCUACGUUAAACUCACAGAUCACCUUCUGGGACCCUGAGAAUGCUCUGCAGACCGGCUCCAUCGAGGGCAGACACGACCUCAAGACAGGCAGGAAGGAGCUGGACAAGAUCACGGCCAAACACUCAGCCAAGGGCAAGGCCUUCACCACACUGUGCUACUCUGCGGAUGGCCAGAACAUCCUGGCAGGGGGCAUGUCCAAGUUUGUGUGCCUGUACCACGUCCGGGAGCAGAUCCUGGUGAAGAGGUUUGAGCUUUCCUGCAACCUCUCUCUGGAUGCUAUGGAGGAAUUUCUGAACCGAAGAAAGAUGACGGAAUUUGGCAACCUGGCACUUAUUGACCAAGAUGCUGGAGAAGAAAACGGUGUUGCAAUUCCAUUGCCAGGCGUCAAGAAAGGUGAUAUGAGUUCUCGCCACUUUAAACCUGAAAUCAGGGUGACUUCACUGCGUUUCUCUCCCACUGGGCGCUGCUGGGCAGCCACCAGCACGGAGGGGCUCCUCAUCUUCUCCCUGGAUGCCCAGAUGCUCUUCGACCCAUUUGAGCUGGACACUAGCGUCACUCCUGGACGUAUUCGUGAGGCUCUGCGACAACAAGAGUUCACCCGGGCCAUCCUCAUGGCCUUCCGGCUCAACGAGAGGAAGCUGACACAGGAGGCCCUGGAGGCUGUGCCGCCAGACGAGAUUGAAGUUGUCAGCACUUCUCUUCCUGAGGUUUAUGUAGAGAAAGUACUUGAGUUUCUAGCUUCCUCCUUUGAAGCCUCCCGACACCUGGAAUUCUACCUCAUCUGGACACAGAAGCUGCUUAUGACACACGGACAGAGGCUGAAGGCUAGGGCGGGGCAGCUGCUGCCUACAGUUCAGUUUCUUCAGAAGAGUCUGCAGCGACACCUGGACGAUGUGGCUAAGCUCUGUGACUGGAACCGCUACAACAUCCGGUAUGCUCUAGCAGUUUCCAAGCAGCGAGGCAUGAAACGCACCCUGGAGCCAUUGGGAACGGAGGAGGAGGAGGAGGAGGAGGAGGAGGCAGAAGCCUCUGAUGAGGACAGUCUGCACCUGCUUGGAGGAGCUGGCGAUGAAGAAGGAGGGAUGCUGGUGUAGAGCUGCCCAAUGGGUUCUGUUAAGACAGCCAAAGAGAACCAGUGGAGCCAUUGUACUGCCUGUACCGAGGAAGUGUGAGGGGUCCAGAGGGCUCUGAGGUGCCACCAUGAGGACUGGAGACCCGCCUUUCCUGUGAGUUGCACAUGCAGCCCAGCAGUGAGCCAACUGGUCAGUGCCACAUGGGUACAUGUGUGCAGCAGGCCCAGGAUGCUGGCAGUGUGGAUGCCUGUAAACAUUGCUUUUCCAAGAGGGAAACAGGCUCGCAUUUGUGGGCCUUGAACUUUGUGUGAGAGUUAUUUAUGUUUUUAAUAUGAAGCUCUAAGGAUGUACCUAGGGAUAAAACAUGGGAUUUUCUAAAACAUGAAAACUGAGUCUAAACUCUGAAUUAAAAAUGUUUAUAACAUA